Spathaspora passalidarum NRRL Y-27907 is the source of this 1501-nucleotide messenger RNA. RefSeq lists its product as uncharacterized. The transcript has a single exon. Gene Ontology annotation, molecular function: proteasome binding. Bases 127 to 1383 code for a protein of 418 amino acids. Lineage: Eukaryota; Fungi; Ascomycota; Pichiomycetes; Serinales; Debaryomycetaceae. Gene Ontology annotation, biological process: proteasome assembly. The record is from RefSeq and is a predicted model, not a curated record.
AAGGGACAGCAUUAGAAGACGAGAGGGAAUAACCCUCCUUGUACACCCAACAUUAAAUUAUUCAUAUACAAGUUUGGUAUUUAGAUACCUUUUAUAGAGAUUUAAGUUUACCGAUCAUUUCCGAGAAUGAGUAUGCAAAGAUUAACAAGAAAUAUAUCAAAGAGAAUCCAAAGGGUGUUGGAAGAAAUUGCUGAACGAUUGGCCCAUCCUCAUCAGCUUCAACCUGUCCCUAUUCCUGUCAGAGUACCUGUUCCAGUUAGAGGGAGACCUAGGGGUCCACAUGGUAUACCACACCGUUCAAAUUUUGCUUGUCCUGGUUUACAAAUAAGGAGAUUCUUUUGUUCGUUUACUGGUGGUAACCCAAAUUGGACUUAUCAUCAAAUGAACUCAAAUUUUCCUGGAAGAGGUAAAACCUGGUUUGGUAAAUAUAAUAUCUUUCAAAGAUUUUACAGUUUUGCUGGGAAACGAGCUGUUGGUGGUUCAAGGAUAUUGCAAUCCUUAGAUCAUAGUUUUAUGUUUCAUAAUUUUUCCCAAGCAUAUCAAAGUAAUUUCCGGUUGAAAUUAUAUCAACAAAAUGUCAGAUUAACUUAUCGGACAAUAUUUAACAGAUUACGUGAAAAAUAUCAAAUUUAUGGUGGAUUAACUCAAGCUAAUGUAUUUGCUGGCACCAACCAUACUUUUAAUUAUAAGCAAAAAUUUAACCCUACCAUUAGAUUGAAUUUGUCUUUAACUCCACAACAUCAUAAAAUUACUCUUCAAUUAGCAAGAAGUGAUUCUUCAGCUACCACUCAAGAAAAAUUAGAAUGUAAUCAACUUAAUGUUGGCUGUUAUAUUGAUUUCCCAAUCAAUUUUAAUUUGAAUAUUCCCCAAGAAACAAUUUUGACAGAAGAGACUUUUGAAGAAAUGAUGUUUAACAUAAAAAUGUUUGAACAAAAAUUGAAAGAUUUGAAGAAGGAUUUAACUAACUUAUUUGAAUUGGGUGAGUUACCUAUAAAGUAUAUCUCCGAUAAGAAUGUCUUGCGAAUUUAUUUCCCCAAUUGUGAUCGAGAAAAGUUGGAAAAUUUAUGUAAGGAGAAGAAUGUUACUGGUGGCAUUAUAUUUGAAGAAGAUUGUGAAAAUUAUCCUGAACCAGCUAUGAUGAUGGCCCCUUCUUCAAGCGGUAGUGUAGGUGAAUCUGAUAUUUUAAGUUGUUAUUAUGGUACUAAUGAAUCUGAGAGUUCUUGUGAAUCUCAAAGUGAUUUAUUUUCAACUAGUGAAGAAUUUCAUCCUCUUUCGGAAGAUGAUAUUGUUCGUCCCGAAUUUGCCAUGGGUACAAUGCCAAUCAAUAUGGACCCAGUUAUUAGUGAUUGUGAUGAAUAUUAUUGGAUAUCAUCAAGUCAUUAAGUUUGCGAAUAUUUGUAUGAGGUUAUGAGAUUAAAGGUUAUGAGAAUAGGAUCUGGGAUUACAUGUUUAUAGUGUUUAAAUAGUUGAAUUAUUCAUAUUAUGUAUUGACUGUACUUGU